This is a messenger RNA of Vicugna pacos (alpaca), 3693 nucleotides long. RefSeq names its product zinc finger protein 706 (gene ZNF706). The record is from RefSeq and is a predicted model, not a curated record. NCBI's taxonomy places the organism in Eukaryota, Metazoa, Chordata, Mammalia, Artiodactyla, Camelidae.
CGCCCGGGGGCCGGGGUGGGGGCCCGCCGGCGAGGUCGGCUGGGACCGUAGGGGGGUCACCGCGGGUCGCGAGGGGCCGGCGGCCUGCCCCGCCUCCCCGGGGGCAGCGGAGCCCGUCCUGUCCCGGCGCGGGCCGCGGAAGGAGGGCUAGCUCGGGCGCCUGCCAGGCCCUGCAGGUGGCCGGGUCGCAGGCUGGCCGCGGCAGCGGAGCGGUAACCUUACCCCCUGGCGACAGCAGCUGCUCUUGAGGCCGGGGCACCCCGUGGCCCAAGGGGCCGGGUUUCUGGCAGCCGAGGCCUCCUGGAGGCGCAUCUCGGGCCGGGGUCCGUGAGGAGUGGCUGAUAUGGCUCGUGGACAGCAGAAGAUUCAGUCUCAGCAGAAAAAUGCCAAAAAGCAAGCUGGACAAAAGAAGAAACAAGGACAUGACCAAAAGGCUGCUGCCAAAGCUGCCUUAAUAUAUACCUGCACUGUCUGUAGGACACAAAUGCCAGACCCUAAAACCUUCAAGCAGCACUUUGAGAGCAAGCAUCCUAAGACUCCACUUCCUCCAGAAUUAGCUGACGUUCAGGCAUGAAGUUGUUUACAGGUGAAUUCAUGACACCUUUGACUCUUCUACUGUCUCAGACCUUAGGUAACAAACCUGCAGCUGCUUUUCUAACAAACUGUUGAUCAGCAAAAAUAAAGGGGCUACAGAAACACUCAUUUUUAUGCUGUUCCCUUUUGGGCUUCAUGCAAAGACAAUUCUGUGUAAAUGUACAGUUGACUCUGAUUUGGAAAUUGAAAAUCAGUCCAUCCUUGUUAUAAAAAAAUUUUUUUACAAUUGUAAUUAUAUUGAUGUUCAUAUUGUGUAAAAUAACUCAUUUAAUAAAGUAGUACUUUGAUUUUACAACAUCACAGGAUAAAUGGUUCUAGAAAUUCUGUUCUGACUUUCUACAUUAUUUGCCUUAUAAAAAUCUAAUGAAUUCAUCAGCUAGGAUUGUAAGCGCAAUUUUUAUUUUCCUUUCUCAGCUCAGUGGCAGGUUCGUUAGUUAAACUAGAGUAGACUCAUGCAUUAAAUCUGUGCACACAAUUUUAUGGGCAGCUGCUGACCUAGGUGAAGAAUGACUUACCUGCUGCCUUAGUAUAUUACAGUCAUGUGUCAUUUUCCUCUCUUCUUGUUUCCUGUGUUUGAGGUUGGAACAUUUCAACUUGCUGUGUGACUUGGCUAUACCUGCCAGCCAGGUAUAGCCUGGAGAUAACUGAUAAAUUCCUUAAAGUGGUUGGGUUCUCAGUGAGCCCUUCUGAAAAAUUAUGCUCUGAAGUAUAUGCCACAACGAAAUAAUCAGUAAGCCUAUUGUUUAAUAGAAAAUAUGAUGGAACAUACGUGAACUGGUGAAGAGCUAUCUUUUAUAAAUUAUACUACAUUCUUUGAAAAUUCUUCAAGUUUAUUUUGAAAUUGAAACUCAUAAUUUUCAAAGGAGUUUUUGGAAGUUACUAACAAGUUGGCCAAUUUAUGAAUGGAUUUUAUAUUAACAGAAAGAUUGGAAUGACUUGUGGCUGAGUUAAUUCCCAGAACCUUCUCUUCCCUUUCCUUUUUAAGUGAGUAGUUGAUUUUAGGAGUUUACCUUGUACUGGUUCCUAAAAUCAAAGGCUGUGGACAGUAUGACUUCCAUCUGAACUAGAAAAGUAUUAAAAUAGGCCAACAUCCACAUUCUUUUGUCUCUGAGGAUGAUGGGGAAGUGGGUUGGUUCCAAUGAAUGAGGUAAAUCCUGCCCAGUUAAAAAAGACUAAUUUUAGGGUUCUUCUAAUUUACUCUUGCCAACUAUUAACUCUACAAGUGAAACUGCUGUAACUCAGUUUAAAUUUUAAAGUUUAUAUACUAGGAAGAACACUCAUAUUUGCCAGUAAUCGCUUAGAGCCGCAGAUCUGAUCCUGUGGAUUACAAGAUGCCUUCCCUCUUUCUGCUGUAACUCACCACUGCAUUUGUCUUUGCAGCUGUGCAUAUUUCUGCCCACCUUGUUUGUCUUCACUGUAAGUUUAAGAUAUUCCCAAGGAAAGGCUUCAGUGGUGACUGUUUCUUAGUAACUCCUAUUACACUCUUGCUUUAAGAUAGUCAUUUUUUUCAUGUAUUUAAUUUUCCUAAAUUUCAGAAUUAAUAUCUGUUAAUUCCCAGUAUGUUGGUUACCAGAACGUUAGAAUUUGCCUGUUUACUUACAAUGGGUGUUACAGAAGUUCUGGUUAAAUUACAAUUUAAAGGUUUUUAAAAGUGCUUUGAGCAUAUGUAUGUUUAUGUUAGUAACAAACCAUUUAAAAACCUUUCACAAGUUUUAAUUUUUUUCAUUUGUUUUACUGACUGUAAAUCAGAAUAAAAGCUUUUUCUUGUAUUUACCCUCUUUCUAUAAGCAGCUGAAGACACCAUAUUUAACUCUAGAUCUCAGUGGUAGGGAAGUAGCUGCAAUGCUCUCGCAGAAGACAUAAUUCUCAUACUUUGUGUGAGGAUUAUUAGUGCAAUCCCCUUUUUUGUGUUUGGGUUAAAUCUGCUGUAAGGGAAAGAUUACUGUUUUUAAACAUCCUCAUUAUUUAUUUGAAGAUUCUUUAACAGAUCACAGCAAAAUUUGUUACAAAACUGUUAUGGUGUCUUCAAAGACUUGACAAAAUACACAGAGAGAAUUGCUCUGUUUGUGCUCUGUAUUUCCAUUAGUUGCCAAAAGGAAUGGGGUUAAGAUUAAACUUGUUUCCAUCCUCCUUCGUAUGAAUCUACAUCCCCAUGUUUAACUGACACACUUGGGGCUCAGUUGUGUGCUGUAAUGUCUUAUUAAAGAAGAUAUUAAAGAAAACUAAACUAGUCUAAUUUCUUCUACAUUUUAGGAGGUUUUUAUAUUGCCUCUUCCUGUUUUGUUUUUGUUUGUUUUUAAUUUCUCAACUUAGAAUUGUCUCUUGAGUGUAGAACUUGGUAGUUCUAAGGGUGGCAAGGUAUUUCUUUCAUUUCUCAAUGUUUUCCCUUCAGUCUGUCUGUUUUGGGUCUGUAGAAUCCUCUAAGAAUUAAAGGAAAAAACUUGCUCUGAAACCUUGCUAUAUUGAAUAAAUAGAAGUUUUUGGAAGGGGGAAUAAUUGGCUCUUAACUAAACCAAAAAAUGCUUAGAUCAGUUAAUUGAAUUGGAUAGAUUAAUCUUUAAAGACAUUGACUCAGAUUUGAGAUAGCACUUUUGGUUACUGUCUAGCUAAUUAAUCCCAUCAUAAUUGAAACUUGAAAUGUAUGUAGCAUGAAUAGGAUAGACCGCCAGCAGCACUGUUUUACCCCUCAAACCGUUGUUCUUCAUUUUUUUAAAUGUGUGGAAUAUAUAGUACAUGUUUUAAAAUGUGGAUAAUGUAGAGGCCUUUUUUAAUAAUACAGUGAUCAAGCACAGUCCAAACUAUAACUGAAAUACUAUAUUUUGUGAAUCUACAUUAAUUCAUUUGUGCUAGAUUUUUCAUUUUGGGGGUAGUGUUUGGUCUGCUUCAGUUUUGUUUGGAAAUACAUACUUUUUAGAGUGUAUAGCAACGAAGAUCAACACUAGGGGGUUGUGUUUACUGUGACUUUACAUUCUGAAAUCUUUCAAGCCAGCUUAAUUUUAUCUGUUGUAAAAGUUUCAGGAAAACCAAGUGCUUCCAAUGUGUAGAUUUAAUAAAGCAUCUAUCUACUUGGCUGAGAAAAUAGAUAUUUUAUUAACAAAA